This is a messenger RNA of Penicillium lagena, 1188 nucleotides long. RefSeq lists its product as uncharacterized. The record is from RefSeq and is a predicted model, not a curated record. The transcript has 2 exons. Lineage: Eukaryota; Fungi; Ascomycota; Eurotiomycetes; Eurotiales; Aspergillaceae. Gene Ontology annotation, cellular component: mannan polymerase complex. Bases 1 to 1188 code for a protein of 395 amino acids. Gene Ontology annotation, molecular function: alpha-1,6-mannosyltransferase activity. Gene Ontology annotation, biological process: protein N-linked glycosylation.
AUGUCAUUGAAUCUAAUUCGACCUGCGUGCGGAUCCUAUCUAAACCGCCGCAAAGGUCUCCUGUUCUUGGUGAUUGCGCUUGCCUUUCUCCUGUUUCAGCUUCUCCCAUCCUCCAAUCUCGCUCGGUCGCCCUCGGAUAUCAAGCCGGAAUUCCUCUGGCAUUCCCCCUAUCGCGAUAACCCGGAUGAGGACUACGAGGCUCGAAUCAGGAAUGCCCUGAAGUAUAUCGAGCAGGUGUCCCUGGAACAUGGAGAUAAUAAAGCUAUCCACAAAAUAUGGCAGGUCCUGCUGGGCACCGGCGAGAAUACAGACGGCCGGGGCCAGGAUUCGCAUGACUUUCAGGACAGAAAUAGCGAUUGGGACCAUGAGGUCCUCUCGAGCAAAUGGGCCCAGUGGUUUCUCGACGCAUUCCUGAACCUAGUGCCAGACCUGAGGUACUACUGGAAAGCAUACCCAGAUGAACACCUCCGCGCCGACCUGCUCCGGUACCUGGUGAUGUGGUAUCACGGCGGCUACUACGCAGACCUGGAUGUCGUCCCGGUCCUCCCCAUCCGAGACUGCCCGGCGCUGCAAGAGACAGUUGCCGUGAAAAACCCCAAGGCCCACAUCUCGCUGGUCGUGGGCAUUGAGACCGACGAGCCAUUCGCCACGCCCGAGAUGGGGGCUCAAUGGCAGGGGGCUCGGAAGUACGGGUUUGUCCAGUACAACCUGUAUGCGCCGCGACGGUUCAGUCCCCUGCUGCGCGAGGUGAUUGUGCGGGUGCUGUCGCAUACGAAACAACAUUUCAACCGACAGCGGUGGCUCUUUGGCGAGUUUUACGAUCAUUACACGCAGAAGAUGACGCAUGAGAUCACCGGUCCCGGCGUGUUCACCGACGCCAUUCUGGACGCGCUGUCGGAGAAUCUACCGUCGACUCACCCGCUGGUCGCUCAGUCGACGGAGGCCGAGCAGCAAUACACCAACAGUCCCCCGAAGCGGGUGACAUGGGCACCGUUCCAUGGACUGCAGGAGCCGGUCUGUGUGGACGACUCAGAAUCGGCGACCGGCAAGCAUACGGGCGGGCUGUGCGUGCUUCCGGCUAGUGUGUGGGGAGCCGGCCAGCGGGAUUCCAAUAGCCCGGACGCGUGUAUCGACCUUCGGCUGAGCGGCAACCGGCAGCAGGAUUGGAUUACGCGUCUGAUGGGCUGA